CCCCUUUCUGCGGUCGCUCACAUUUCUCACCGGACCCUUCUGGCUGCGCACCGCAUGGGCUGUACCACUACUCCUCAGAGCCCCAGGCGGACGGGCCCAUUGUCCCGGUGACUCCUCGGGAAGCGCUGACCCCACGUGGCCGGGGACACGUCCGUGAGGGUGGAAAGGCGCUGGCGCCUCCGAGGCUCCGCCCCCUCUCGAGCCCCCCCAUUUUCUUCCCGCUUGGACUCUUCCUCUCGUGACCACUUCCGCCGGCGGCCGCGCAGGCGCAGAAGAGUCUCCGGAGUGGAGCGGCGCGGUGCCGGUGGAACCGAGUUCUGUGGGCGGCCCGUGGGGCGGACAUGGGGCGGAAGCGGGUGCCGGGCGGCGGCGGCGGCCUGGGUCGGGCCCUCAUCAAGGAGCGUAACCUGCAGAACAGGGGCCAGCGGCGGCGAGACACGUGGCUGCACACGAAGGAGCUGGAUGAUGGUGGCGCCUGGGGCCGCGUGGACCCGCGCUCCGUGACCGAGCCCACGGCCCUCGAGGAGUUCCUGGCCACGGCCGAGCUGGCGGGCACCGAGUUCGUGGCGGAGAAGCUGAACAUCCGGUUCGUCCCCCCCGAGGCCAGGACGGGCCUGUUGUCCCCCGAGGAGAAGCUGCGGCUCCGGGAGCGCCAGGAGGAGAACCGGGGGGCCCUGCGCAUCCCCCGCAGACCCCCGUGGGACAAGGGCACUAGCGCCGAGGUGCUCCAGCAGGCCGAGAUAGAGAACUUCCUGGAGUGGAGACGCCAGCUGGCGCGGCUGGAAGAGGAGCAGAACCUGACUUUGACGCCGUUUGAAAGAAACUUGGACUUCUGGCGGCAGCUCUGGAGAGUCAUCGAGAGAAGUGAUGUCGUCGUGCAGAUAGUAGACGCCCGCAAUCCCCUCCUCUUUCGAUGUGAGGACUUGGAACGUUAUGUGAAAGAAAUCAGCAGAGAUAAGGAAAAUGUGAUUUUGAUCAACAAGGCAGACCUGUUGACUGAGGAGCAGCGAGGAGCCUGGGCCAGAUUCUUUGAGCAAGAAAACGUGAAAGUGAUUUUCUGGUCCGCUGUGGCAGAAGGCGACCAGCUGAGCACAAAAUGGAAGGAGCAAGAAGCUGAGAGUUCAGAGGAGUCCGAAGAGUGGGAAGAUGAAGUAGAAGAUGAGCAGAGUGGUGUCGGUGGCCCGGAGGCCCAAGGGGGUGGUGAGUGGCCCCCCAGCGAGGACGGCGACAGUGAGUAUGAGGAUUGUCUGGACGACGAUGACCAGUGGCAGACAUGCUCUGAGGAUGACGGAGACAGCCACGAAGCAGAGUCCUGCUGCCGGGAGAAUGAGGCUGGGGGCAGCCUGGAGCAGGAGCCACUGCGCCCAGCCAGGGAUGCCCGAGUGCAGAACAACAGCCACCUGGUAGAAAAGGAGGAGCUGCUGGACCUCUUCAGAACGAUGCAUUCUGGGAAGAAGGUCAAGGAGGGGCAGCUCACCGUGGGGCUGGUUGGCUACCCCAACGUCGGAAAGAGCUCGACGAUCAACACCAUCUUUGGGAACAAGAAGGUGUCUGUGUCGGCCACACCCGGGCACACCAAACACUUCCAGACCCUCUAUGUGGAGCCCGGCCUGUGUCUGUGCGACUGUCCUGGCCUGGUGAUGCCAUCCUUUGCGUCUACCAAGGCUGAGAUGAUCUGCUGUGGGAUUCUGCCCAUCGACCAGAUGAGAGACCACGUGCCCCCCAUUUCUUUCAUUUGCCAGAACAUUCCAAGACAUGUCCUAGAAGCCACCUAUGGGAUUCACAUCAUGCAGCCCCGAGAAGAUGAAGACCCCAAUCGACAGCCCACCUCAGAAGAGCUGCUGGCGGCUUAUGGGAGCAUGAGAGGGUUUAUGACUGCCCACGGACAGCCUGACCAGCCCCGAGCUGCCCGAUACAUCCUGAAGGACUACGUCAGGGGUAAGCUGCUGUACUGCCACCCUCCUCCCGGCAUCGAGGCUGGGGACUUUCAGCCUCAGCAUGAGAAACUGAGGCACGGUGGAGGGAGGCCGGAGGCACAGCCACCACGGCAGAGCUGCCACAAGGCUAAGCAGAUUGAGAAUGUGGUUGACCGAGCGUUCUUUCACCAGGAGAACGUGAGGGCACUGACCAGGGGCGUGCAGGCCGUGAUGGGCCACAGGCCAGGCGGGGCCCCAGGACCUCCCACUGCCGGCCACCGGAGUCCUGGGAAGCCCUGGAAGAAACACGGCAACCGGAACAAAAAGGAGAAGGUCCGCAGGGUCACCAGGCACUUGGAUGCGUGACCUUGAGCCUGACCCGGCCGCCAGAAAGAGCAACGGACCAAGGCCAUCCCCGUGCUCUCCCUCCUGGCCCGUGAGGCGAGGGGGCGCUGACUUCUG
This is a messenger RNA of Phascolarctos cinereus (koala), 2378 nucleotides long. The record is from RefSeq and is a predicted model, not a curated record. NCBI's taxonomy places the organism in Eukaryota, Metazoa, Chordata, Mammalia, Diprotodontia, Phascolarctidae.